Capsicum annuum is the source of this 5272-nucleotide messenger RNA. Its product is annotated as putative late blight resistance protein homolog R1B-23. Gene Ontology annotation, molecular function: ADP binding; cation binding. Gene Ontology annotation, biological process: defense response to other organism. Bases 176 to 4900 code for a protein of 1574 amino acids. Lineage: Eukaryota; Viridiplantae; Streptophyta; Magnoliopsida; Solanales; Solanaceae. The record is from RefSeq and is a predicted model, not a curated record. The transcript is spliced from 6 exons.
UAUGUAAGUUUAAUCUAUUUAUGAUUGUAAUAGAACUAUUUAAGUUAGCAGAAAAGAGAAAUAAACUCUUAACUCAUCUCUAUUUUCAGUUUUUAACGGUAUUAAAACCAACACAAAGGUUAUGUCAAUUAGUCAAAGUGUCUCACGCUAAGCAGUUUUACUCUUCUCGUCUUCAAUGAUCAACCAUAUCGUUGAAUCUCUUCAGCAGAUUGAAGAUCAAUGGGGUUUAGAUAUACCGGAGACUGCAGAGGAUCGAAUCAAGUUCCUUAAAAGGGAGUUCAAAUUUCUUGAUUUUUUCCACAGCUUACAGAGCUUCACAGAGUUAUCAUACAUGCUUGAUGUCAUACAUGAAGUUCAAGGUCUGUUUCAAUAUGCUGUCGUUGGACUCGGAAAGAUCAGCGUGAUGGAGGACGUUGAUCACUUUACCGAUGAAAUGCAAGUCAAGAUUGGUAUGACUAAGUUGGAAAUAAGAUCUAAAUACUUAUUUCCAAAAGUCAACAAGGAUGGUAUUGCUGUUGUUUGCCCAAAAUUUGUAAUUGAUUUGAUUGAUACUGUUGUGGUGAAUCUAGGUGAUUUACUGAAAGUUUAUUGUUCUAGUUCACUACUUUUUGUUCCUGGACCCAAGAAAGAAAUCGCCGAUGUUUUUAAGGAGUUGAAGCUACUGAGAAAUUUCGUAUGCUUUGUUUCGGAAAGCAAACAUACUGAUUUCUUCACUUAUGUAAUAGAGGUGGUUAGCCAUGCAGGAAUGGUUGCCUGGUUGUAUCUCCCAAGUAAUGGUAAGGGUGAAAAUCAAGAAAUAAAUUAUCUGCUUUCUGAACAUCUACAGAUGAAGAUUAAGCCCAUUGAUCCAAGCAUCCGCAAGAUGUAUAUUGAUGUGCUUCUAGCUCUACGAUCAAAAUGGCAUCCGAAUAUCCAAAUUGAGCAUGUAUCUGGUUUUGUGGAGACUCUUAAACACAACUUGAAGGCGCUACCGAUUAGUAAUCACAUUACUCAUCAAAUAGCAGCCCUUCAGGAGAUGCUCAACUUCUUAAUUGCCAAUCUGUUCGUACAAAAUUUGGAAUUUCACCUUCAAGAUAUUGACUCUGUGUUGAUUGAUUCUGGACUUCUCAUUUACUCGUUACAUGAAGAUGUGACCUUAGGGGAAGUGACUAUUGAUUUGCCAGGUACCAUUCAGCACAUUAAGACAGUGAUCUACCACAUCAUCCGGAAGGACUUUCAAUCUAAUUUGCCAAGGAUUCAUGGACUAGGCUAUGUUGAUUUCGUCUUGGAUAACCUAAAGGAGUUCCAAGACCGCUAUCCAGAUUCACUGGCUUUAGUCAAGACUCAGCUUCAAAUGAUUCAAACUGAACUAGAAGGCUUGCAACCUUUUCUGAGGUCUGUUGCAGAACAGCAAUACAAUUUUCACGAUGAACUUCAGAAUUCUGUGGCACUACUGAUUGGUAAAGCAUAUGAGGUAGAAUAUAUUGUUGAUGCUUGUUUGAGCAAAAAAUUUCCUGGAUGGUGUCUCGAACUUUGGAUUGUGGACAUCAUAAUGGACAUUAGAGCUGAGGUAGCAGAGAUACAACAAAAGAAAAUGGUUAGACUUGAUGUAGUGUCACCUUAUACCAUUGCUACUGAUACUUCCUUUACAUCUGGGAUCUAUGAAAAAGUUGUAGGCUUUGAGGAUGAGAUCGGAACACUAAGACACCAACUAACAGGGGGAUCCAGAAAGCUAAACAUUAUCUCAAUUGUUGGUAUGCCUGGAGCUGGAAAGACGACUUUGGCCAAAAGACUCUAUUUUGACAAAUUAGUUGUCUCUUACUUUGAUAUUCGUGCACGAUGCCAUGUUUCUCCAGUAUAUUCACAGAGGGGCCUGUUACUGUCUCUUCUGGCGAUGCUACAUGUUUCUACUGAUGAGACCUCACUUCUUAGUAAAAGGACUGAUGAAUUAAGAGACGCCCUUCACAGAAUUUUAUGUGUCAAAAGAUAUUUUAUCCUCCUUGAUGAUGUAUGGGAUCACAGGGCAUGGGAUGAUUUAAGACGUUGCUUCCCUGAUAACAAUACCAGAAGUAGAAUUCUUCUUACAACGAGAAAUAAUGAUGUUGCCUACAAUGUUAAAUCAGUUAGUGAACCACUUUUUCUUCGCUUCUUGACCUAUGAAGAAAGUUGGGACCUACUAAAACUAAAAGUGUUUGGCAAUGAAAGUUGUUCUCCUCUCCUUGAAACAGUUGGACAAAAAAUAGCAAGAAAGUGUGAAGGUCUGCCUCUGUCAAUUGUUUUGGUGUCUGGUGUUCUGUCAAAGAUGGAGAAGACAGAAGAAUGUUGGAGUCAAGUGGCUAAGGAUUUAGGUUCCUACAUUGGCAGUGAGACAAAGGCUAUUAUUGAAAAAAGUUAUCAGCAUUUGCCCUAUCAUCUGAAGCCUUGCAUCCUAUAUUUUGGAACAUUUUUAGAGGAUGAGGAAAUCAACGUUUCAAAGUUAACAUGGUUGUGGACUGGAGAAGGAUUUGUAAAGCAUCUCGAAGGCGGAAGUUUGCAGAACAUAGCAAAAACUUACUUGGAGGAUCUUAUUUCUAGAAACCUAGUGAUGAAUGCUAAGAAUAGUUCUGAUGGUAAGGUUAAAUCAUGUCGCAUUCAUGGUCUAUUGCUUGAUUUCUGCAAGAUAAAAGCAAAGGAAGAGCACUUUCUACUAUGGAUAAAACGGGAUGGAAACGACAAGUCUUCAUCAGGUAUAUCCACUCAGAAGCAGCUUGCACAACGUCGUCUGGUCUUAUAUUGUAAAGAGGAGAAUGUUGUAGAAUGGAAUUCGCAUGGCUCACCUGUUGACUCUGUACUUUACAGAGAAGACAAAACAACGAACUUUUCUAGUGGUCAAGUCUCUCGAAUUUUUCACAACUUCAAGUGUCUUAAAGUGUUGGAUUUGGAGUCCAUCAUUAUCUAUUCCUUCCCGACGGUGUUAAUUUACUUGCGCUAUUUUGCUGCACAAGUUGCUCAGGAUUCAAUUAGCUCACUCAUAGUCAAUCUUUGGAACCUUGAAACUUUGAUACUCAAGCCAACAAAAGGAAAGUUGAAACUGCCCAUUACAAUUUUGAAGAUGGUUAAAUUGAGAUAUGUGUGCAUCGAUAACUGUUAUUUCACCUUAAAUGGUGAGGAAGGACUACUUGAUAAGUUGGAAGUUCUUUCCGCCCCAUGUUUUUCAUGUACAAAGGAUGUGGAACUGCUAUUGCAAAAAACACCAUAUCUUCGCGAACUGAGAUGCUCAUUUGUGGAUUUUAGACAAGAAAUUUUCCCUAAAUUGGAUCCCCUAACACGGCUUGAGACAGUCGAGAUUCAUUUAGCAGCAGAUUCAAUGGUAGGUGGUCCAUACAACUUCCCAGAAAAUCUCAGAAAUUUGACACUAUCCAAUUUUUCCCUAGGCAGUUGUCACAAAUCCAACAUUUCAAAGCUUCCCAACCUUCGUGUACUGAAACUAGUAUCAAUUUUCUUUGACAAUGACGAGUGGGAAGUGAGACAUGACGAAUUCCCUAAACUCAAAGUUUUGAAGCUAGUAAAAUGUGAAUUUUUUGAUGAAUGGAAAGGUCCGGAUGAUAAUGCCUUUCCUGUGCUUGAACAUUUGGUAUUGGAUGAAUGUCCAUAUCUUAAGGAGAUUCCUACUUAUUUUAAUGACACCGGUAGUCUAAAGUCCAUCAAGAUAAAGUCAUGCAGCGAAUUUGUUGAGCGGUUGGCCAAAAAAAUCAAACAAGAACAGGAGGAAGUUUAUGGGAAUGACGAUCUCAAGGUCUUCAUCCAGAGGGGGAAAAGGGACAGGUUAUCAGAUGAUGAAAUCACUAGUGGCCCUGCACUAAAGGCAUCUGUUGUGGCCCUUCCAUUGCCAAGUGACAAGGAGCCUGUCAAAGUAAGUGUGUUUGAAAUGGAAGUAUGUGUGCCACUCUGGGGUUCUGUAUCUAUCUGUGGAAAGAGAGCACAUAUGGAGGAUGCUCUUGUGGCUGUUCCUAAUUUUAUGAAAAUUCCUAUCAAGAUGCUUAUCGGUGAUCGUGUGAUUGAUGGACUGAGUCAAAAUUUGAGUCACCUGACAUCUCAUUUUUACGGAGUAUAUGAUGGUCAUGGAGGAUCUCAGGUUGCGGAUUAUUGCCGUAAACGUGUUCAUCUAGCAUUAGUUGAGGAGUUAAAACUUUCCGAAGAUGAUUUGGUGGAUGGAAGUGCAAGGGAUACCCGUCAGGUGCAGUGGGAGAAGAUCUUUACUAAUUGCUUUCUCAAGGUUGACGAUGAAGUUGGGGGAAAGGUGAACAUAGAUCUCUGUGAUGACAACGUAAAUACCUCUAGCGGCACCUCUGAACCUAUUGCCCCAGAAACUGUUGGGUCCACUGCGGUUGUAGCGGUCAUUUGUUCAUCUCAUAUUAUAGUUGCUAACUGUGGGGAUUCACGAGCAGUCCUUUGUCGUGGCAAAGAAGCAGUGGCACUGUCAAUCGAUCACAAGCCAAGCAGAGACGAUGAGUAUGCCAGAAUUGAAGCAUCUGUUGGGAAGAUCAUUCAGUGGGAUGGAUAUCGUGUAUUUGGCAUUCUUGCAAUUUCAAGAUCUAUAGGUGCCAGAUAUUUGAAACCAUGGAUUAUACCGAAACCAGAAGUUAUGUUUGUACCACGUGUUAGAGAAGAUGAAUGCCUAGUUUUAGCCAGUGACGGGUUGUGGGAUGUCAUGACAAAUGAGGAAGUUUGUAAAGCUGCUAGACAACGAAUUCUGCUGUGGCACAAAGAGAAUGGGACUAACCCUCUGGCGAAAAGGAGCCAGGGAGUGGAUCCUGCUGCACAAGCAGCAGCAGAGUAUCUUUCAUCGAUGGCUCUUCAAAAAGGUAGCAAAGACAAUAUUUCUGUGACUGUGGUGGACCUUAAAUCCCACAGGAAGUUCAAGAGCAAAAGUUGGAGAUGACAUUGUGGUUUAGUAUAAUUUUGUACACGACAACGGAUAUGAUCUCAUUAUUAUCUAGCUCGGUCCGUUCAUUUUUUCCUAAGGGCUUAAUGUGUGUGAGAAUAGUAUUUUAGCAUGUAUUAUAGAAGAACAGUUAACAAAUGACGUUUAUCCAACUUUUUGGUGUUGUUGCACCAGAAAAUGGCUAUGUAAAUUGAGCAUGUUGUAGCAAUAUCAGAGGUGCAAUAUCUUUUUUCUUGUCAAAAAGAAAGGCAAGAAGAACAGUAAAGGCUACAAGCUGAAACUUUAGUAUAAAUGCAGCUGUAAAUUUAUCCAACUUUUUGGUGUUGUUGCACCAGAAAAUGGCUAUGUAAAUUGAGCAUGUUGUAGCAA